Aureobasidium melanogenum CBS 110374 is the source of this 1173-nucleotide messenger RNA. RefSeq names its product nucleotide-diphospho-sugar transferase. The transcript has a single exon. Lineage: Eukaryota; Fungi; Ascomycota; Dothideomycetes; Dothideales; Saccotheciaceae. Gene Ontology annotation, biological process: protein N-linked glycosylation. Gene Ontology annotation, molecular function: glycosyltransferase activity. Bases 1 to 1173 code for a protein of 390 amino acids. The record is from RefSeq and is a predicted model, not a curated record.
AUGGCCCAAGAACAUCUACUCCCUCCGCCGUCGCCUCUUCCCCAAUUCCGCCGCACUCCGACCUUUCGCAAUACAAAGACUUUCUGGAUCCCGCUCAUCACAAUCACCGUCUUUCUGUCCGUCUUCUUCACUCCUCUCCCGCGUACGUACGACGAACAUCGCGAUGCCGUCAUCCAGACCAUCACAGACACGGCCAAGGAUGUCUUGCCUCCGUCACUGUCGCACGACAACUGGCAUCCUACCGAACUCGACCAGGUGAAAUCCAAAUACGCCUUUGCGACCUUCCUCGCUGGAGAAGCCAAUCAAGAAGAGAAUUGGGAACAAGACCACUACUUCAUUGCUACACGCCUCCUCGCAUAUCAACUGUUACACGCACCAGAGACCUCAUCCCGCGACGGAUCCAUCCCCUUUGUUGUCUUGGUCACUGAGAAUGUGUCGGAAGCAAAAAGACAGAGAUUGCGCAAGGAUGGUGCGGUCGUUGUUCUGGCAGACUUUAUCAAGGCCGACUGGGUCAAGACCGAAACAAGCACGUGGCAGGACGUCAUGACCAAGCUGCGCUUGUGGGAGUUGACUCAGUUCGAGCGCAUCUGUUUCCUCGACGGCGAUACUGUUCUGGUCGAGCCUCUUGACGGCAUCUUUGCCGAUCCGGCCGUUGAGACUCGCGGCACCUUGACCCAACCCGCUGCUAUAAAGUCGGACGAAGGAGUUUUGCCUCUCGAGUACAACUUUGCUGGCGUGCCUGAGAUGAACCGUGACCAUGGUUAUCCUCCUACCGAUGAGCACCACGACUUCCCCAACAUCGCUUACCUCAACGCUGGUUUCUUCGUUUUCAAGCCUUCGAGCGAAGUCUUCGACUACUACAUGUCACUGCUCAAGCUAGACGGCCGCUUCGAUCCUCAAUUCCCAGAGCAAAACCUGCUGAACUAUGCACACCGCAAGAAUGGCAACAUGCCUUGGACUCAGCUUGGCAAUGAAUGGAACAUUCACUAUCCCAAGGUUGAUGACCUUCUUGGCGGAGUUAAGAGUCUGCACGAAAAGUGGUGGUCGCCCGAGGUCACGGACCUCAAGCCCUAUAUGGAGAGUUGGCGCUGGAGAAUGGAAGGCUAUUUCGAGGCCAGAGAUCAGAUGCUCACAAAGGACUACGAAAAACAUGGUCUCAAGCAAGAGUCAUGA